GUUGAACAGGGAGAAAAACAAGGAGAAAGAACAAACGCUGUAGAAAAACUACAUACGCGACAAAAAUGAUGAAGACGAACACCGGCGACGUUGAAAUGGUAAACGCUUCUUCACCAGCUCCAGCCUCGGCUGUCGCGGCUCCUGCGUCUGUGGGCGUGUCGCUGAGGGCUGUGGGCAUGGACGGGGGCGAGUGGUCGCCUAGCGGCCCCUUGCUCUUCGAAGUGUACGAGCCUUCCAAUAACGGGCAGUGUGGUGGAUCUGGGUUCUUCACCACGGGCGCAGAGCUGCGGCAGAAGAUCGAAACCCAUCGUACGCGGUUGCUGGAAGAAGCGCAGCAACUUUUUGAGCGCGAACAACCGAAGUUGGCGUCUUCCUGUGAACUGCCGAAAAUAAAUUGCAUUCCCAACAAGACAGAAGCCGUAGUUUUGGGUCAGCAAAACAAGGAAGAGCUAGAGGGGAACUCGCGCUUUGGCUAUCGGCAUGGAAAAAAAGCUCAUGGACCCACGUCAACGCAAAGAAAAUCAAGUAGGCUUUGCACUUUUUGUAUUGCAAGGAAUAAGCAGCUUCGACAUUGUUAUUUGAAUCGUAUAGGUUUUGUCUUGCUGCGUGGGCAGACUCUUGCACAGCACCAUGCACCCUUGUAGUGUGACACAAACCUCCUCCUGUAGUCUCGCCAUUUCAGCUGUUGCAUGGCUUAUUUUUCUAUUAUUGAAGAGAAGUGGCGCUUCCGCUCGCUGACAUAUUAUGCGAGGAGAGGAGCGCUUGCGCUUUGGCUUGCGCUGCUGAAGCUUUUAGAAAAAUAAAAAGACUUUUGCGUCGUAGGUCGGGGAAGAUGGGUCGUGUGCUUUUGUUCAGUGGGAUAGGGGCAGGAUGUACGUGUCGCUGUAUUUUAGGAAAGCGAGGAACAAGCCGCCACCCGCAUCUGGAUCCGGUGAAAAAGUCGCCGAGCAGGACAAAAAUCGCGAUUUCACUCUUCUCCCCCUUCCGGACGAUGCGGCCUUUACUUUUCACACGGUGUCGGAUCUGAGAACGAAUGCCGUGACACAGCAACUGCUCGUGAUGGCGCCCUGCCUCUACGUGCAGUUCCAACUUCCCCUGUGCCGCUUUUUCUCGCAGGGAGUAUCUGCGGAAUUUCACAGCUCUUACUUGUCGCAAUUGCACACCUGCAUUCAGCUGCAAAGUCACGGCGUUUUACCAGAUUCCCUCUUUCCGCACUUGGUGUACGUGGCAGAGCUUUACCGCGUUUUGCGGAAAUUGGGCGACGGCAAGACAGCGCUCCCGACAACAUCGGGCGGCUGCACAAACGGCCAAAAGAACAAAACGAAGAACAACAAGCAGGAGAAAUCAAAUCCGAAAGCGAGAGGCUACAUCGGGGCCAAGUACGUGACUCUGAUGCAAAUAUUAGACAAGAUGCCGAUCUUGCCAAACAGCCUGGCUCUCGUGCUCCCCUAUCUCUCCCGGUACGCGAAAAGACGUGACCUGGGCACCGCUCCCCAACAGCAGAUACUGGCUGGUCCAUGUGGUAAUUUUUUCGGGCCACAGGCUGCGGACGCAGUGCUGCACUGCAAAGCGUUUUGGAGCGAGGCUUUGCUCUUGAAAGACAAAACGAAAACAAAAGGACAGAAGUGCCCGGAGCAACAGAAUAUCCUGUCAGAUAACGUCGCGGGGGGACAAGCUGCAGCGCAAAACGGUGACGGAUUGAAGCCGGCGCCGUCGCCAUCCUCAGGUUGUCUUUCCGCGUCUCCCAUGGUCGUGCAUCAGUUCGGGGAUCAGGCGUGUUUGGAUCUGUACUGGCUCAGCAAGCACAGUUCGAUGGCUCGUUUGAUGGCUUUUCGGGAACCAGACGUGAACGGUGUGUCGUCCAAGAAGAAACGCAAGCAAGGCUCUGCGGCAUGUGGCCAAAAAGCAAACAGUUCCGGACAGCAUCAAGCUUUGUCAUCUACUUCUGCAGUAGCUUUCCGGUCCGACAACAAUUUUGGGUCCAGUUCCGAUUUUUUUGCAGCGACCCAGAAACACCACACUGCCUGUCAGCAAGGACACCGGAAUUUUUGUACCGGAUAUUUUGAUUUUGUGCAGGCGCUGUUCCGUGCGCUCUGGCGACACCUGUCCGAAGUUGUCCCGAACAACCCGGGUCAUGACGGCUACGAUACAAAGGAGCUGGUCGAGAAGCACACGAACACUCUGCUGAAAUGGCUCUCGUGGUGUUUCCCACCGGCCUUAUCACGACCCGAUGAAAGUGAAACAGACAAGAGCGGCACUCAGGCUUUUUACUCGAAAGGACAAGGAUAUGCUUCUGCUUUAUGUCGUCAUUCGUUUCAUCCCCAUCCGGAAAAGGGUACAACUCAAGCUGACCAACAAGAUCCCCGUCGCCUUACCCGUCCCAUGUCCGUGGCGGAAGUUCUGGACGUAAUGUGCCGCAUAAUGACGCCGAAGAAGGCCGCGGAUUUUUUCGCUAGUGUCAUGGGGGAGUUGAAAUGUUCCUCCGAGUGGGAAGCCGAGAUUGGAGUCUCUGAUCUCCUCUCCAGCGAGAAGCGCAAAGUGCUCCGCCGCAUCGACAAGUACCAGAUCCGGCGGGGCGACCGCGUAACAAACAGAGAAGCGUCCUCCGCGAUGUCGUCCGGAGAAGCAGUUGCCCCAACGUCGGGAAAAAAGCUCUUCGUCAAGAAUUCCGCGUGGACGGCUGGCGCCAACAUUCGCGGACGGAAUUUCGCCGCACUGCUCGGCAGGUUUCAGCUCAACGUGCUGAAUCGGAAAAAGAAGGUGCGGCGCGUGUUGAAAAAUGGCAAGACUGGGACAACCACGACGGGCAUUUCGGGAACGACAAAUUCGGGGACGAGUAGCGCAACUACGGCUGGGAAUAACCAGAGUGCCGCCGCGGGACAUGGCGUAGGGGCACAGAUCCCGAAGAGCGACCGAACGCGCGUAACUAGACUUGCACAGCUCGCUGGGAGUUCCCGCGGGCGCAGGGCGUUGAAGGUGCUGCAUGCGGAGCGGGAUUUGAAGUUCGUCCAGUGCCACGGCUUUGCUGGAAAAGGCGAAAACAAGCACGAUCAGAGCCAGGGCUGUACCAAACAGGCAGAGGAGAAAACCGAGCAACUGAAACAGGACCUGAAACGCUGCGAAGCGCGCAAAGACAGUUCGGCCGCGAAGAAGGUUGAGAAGCAGCUUAUCGCGACUCUGCUAAACAAGGAGAAAGUUUUGUGGCAGCAGUACUACCCAAUUCUGCACUUUCCAGCAGUGCAAACCAAGUUCAAGGAUAUGUUGAACACCUUUUUGGCCGAGGGGAGUCUCCAGUUUGAGACGCUAUGCCAGCGGAUGAAAGGCAUCGCCGGCGGAGACGCAUUGUGUCUUGAUUUGGUCGUAGACUUGGAUUUUGAUGCGAAUUGUAAGGGACCGAAGAAGAAUCCUGCGUGCUGCUUGAAUAAAACUUCUACAGGAAACGAGGAUGUCGGAAAUAAGAAAACUUCCUUGAAAAAGGUUUGCCACUGCGUCGUGGUGACGCAAACUGCGCGCCGCAUUGAGGCCUAUUUGAAGGUGUUUCAGUUUACGACGUUUCCCCCAAAGCUGGAGCAGAAACUGGAUUUGCUUUCCGCCAAGCUCCCCCAUGACAAGCAGCGCGAGUUUUUGAAGAAGCGCAUUGAGUCCUCGUGGAAAGUGAAUCCUCUCAGGGUGAACGGCUAUCUCGUCACGGCAGCGACAUGGUACGCACAUGACAACACGCAGGAUCAGCAGUGCGCAAUUACGUUCGAGCACAUUCGCGACUGCAAGCGACCCGUCACCGCGGACGGUGUGCAUUGGUACGAAUUCGAGGCAUUAGAUCUGCACUUCAAGCAGCAGGCGGCCAGCGGCGCGGAGUUGUCUGACCCGGGAAAUCGCAAGGCCUUUCUGUACGGCCAGCGGGACGCAGACCCGAGUGUGUGGCAGUGCUUUUACAUCGACGCCAACCGGGUGCUCGCGGGCUUGACCGGCGGAGAGUCGACGUCCUCCGUCGCCUCGUCGAGCCAUUCUUUUUCGUUUUCGCCUGCUGCAAGGAGAGGUGAAGGAGAGCAGCAGCGGGAGGUCGCGGCUGGCCAAAACACGAGCUUCGCUUCGGCUGUCGAGAUGAGCGACGACACGGGCGCGACGCCGCUUGCCGAGAUUCCGGACGAGAUUUUUCCGUAUCUGGACAUCUACAAGCACGGUCGCAACGAGGGAACACCAGCGGACGGCGAGGACGUGAAGGCCUUGCUGGACCCCCGGUACCACUUGGUCGAGCAGGACGCGGUGGUGUGCUCCGAGGCGAGAAAACGUCUCCACGCGAUCGAGCACCUGGAGGAUAAGCGGCAUGUAGUCAUGUACGCCCUCCAUGUUUCCGGAAAAGAGCUGCUGGAGAAGCAAGUCCCCACCCCGAGCGUCGAGCUGGUCCGGCACGCGCUCCAUUUCUUAGCCUAUGGAAUCAACAAGGUGGCUGGCGUGGUAGGUGGGAGCGGUCUUGGCCCCGGUGGAUAUGGAGUGAAAUUUCUACCCCUACCCCGGAAUUUCAUCGUUUUUUAAACUAUUGCGCAGGUUUGAUUUUUUGUUUUUCGGCACCUGCUCACACAUGCCGACGUCGGUUCCCGAGCGUCUUCAGAUUCUGUACACUAGCUGCGGAAAAAGCGGACCAUGAAGUAGUACCCUGUGCGCACUAGCUAAUUAAUUCGAACCAUGUGAGAUAGCUAGAAAGUUGCAAACUAUCAAGCGUGAGCCAUCCGAAUGUCGCGCAGCGGGCAUAUAUAUAUAAAUAUUGCCAUUAAUGAUAUUACAUUAUCUGGGUCAAAAGGCUCAGCAAACUUCUGAAGCCCCGGCUCCGAGUAUUCUGGUGGGCCGGCUCUAGUGGAAUGAAAAAUCAUGAGCCGGCCCACAAUUUGCAAAAAUCAACAAAAGUUGCGCACUUUGGCGCAAUGGACCUGAUUUGAAAAAAAUCGCAGUCCGCUGCAUGUUCGGACCACUACCCCGAGGAUUUUCCUGGAUUUUUCGCAGCACAAAAACGACAAAAAAAUAAAGCGAAUGAUCGUUAUGGUUUUUGGUUUGGGUCGAUUUGGGUUCUCCGUCGGGGGUUCAAUACGAACAUGCAUGGUAUGCUCAGAAACCGGCUCGGCCAAACUAUCUGCUGCAUGAUGGCAGCAGAGUUUCCAAGUUUGUUCGGGGGCGCAGUAUGAACUUGCCCGGUAUGCUCCACGUUUAGGGAGUGCAUGUUUUUGCAAUUGUAAGUAAAACGAUUGAGCUGUUCAAGUUUUUAUUUUUUUUGACCUGCUCAAUAGUUUUCGGAUCCGCAGAAACCGCAGAUCUCGGAUCUCGACUUGAACUCGAGAUCCGAGAUCCACGGAUUUCGGACAUGAGCAUUUUGCUGGAAGCAAAUUUCGGAUGGCUCAUGUAUGAUAAAGUAAAAGUUGCUAGCUAUCUCACAUGGUUCGGAUAAAAUGGCUAGUGUGCACAAGGUCGCUUCUCAUCGUCCGCUUUUUCCCUAGCUAGUGCACAGAGUCUGUCGCUCAGGUCCACACGCUCGGAUCAUGUGACCGGGUCGCGUUUUUUUAUUUUUCAGACCUGCUCAAUAGUUUGAAAAACGAUGAAAAACCGGGGUAGGGGGAGUUACCACGUGGGAUAGUGGAAAGCAUCACAAUCAUUGUCAGAACCUUGUUCAAGGAGCUGCUGCAGGAGCGAAGUGCAUCAAGACGAACGACAAGAAGUCUCAAAAAAAAGCUCCUAAGGGCGGCCGAGUCACAUUGCAGCGGGCACGCCAAGCAACAUUCUAUCAGUGGCUGAAAGUUGAACGGAAGCAAAAGCGCCUCAAUCGCGAACGCGAAAAGAAAAAGAAAGAACAAGAAAUAAAGGCGAAAUUGCUACAGAGUGCGAUGUAUCCGUCCAGCAGCAGCAGCAGCAGCACAAACUUCGUGGGCCCCUCGUCUUCGUCAAGUUCGGCCUCCACUUCAGCAGCUGCCAGUCCUGAUAGUGCGAUGUCUCCGGGAGACGAUAAUUCUGCGACGUCGAAUGUUUGCCAUCCAGGGAGUCUGACGAUGGAUGUUGAUUCUGCAGUCGACGUGGUCCCGAAACGUUACCAAUUCGUCAACGUGGCUGGUGGCGAACCCGCUAGCAAGUCGUUGAAGAAGCGUUGCGGCGGGAAAAGGAAACAUAAAAAAGACAACUCAAAUAAAGGUGAAGGAGCUCCUGCACCUGCUGGUUCCCCAGAUCGCAUGGAUGUAGAAGAAUGACGCGAAUAAAGACUUGGGCGCUGUUCCCUCGUGUAGAAGACUCGUCUCUGGUGACUGUGGCUACUGCUACUCCGACACUAUAAUUACCGACUUCGACCUGGUGGGGCAACAUCGCUCUCCCUCUUCGUCGCAAUGAAUUACUUAUUUUUGACAUUCGGUGGCUCGUAUGCAGAAAUAUAAACUCAAGAAUCGUGUUGAUGGUACAGUCGAAUAGCACGAAGAAAACUACUAUUUUCAAUCAUGUCCUCGAUCCCUAGUCCUAGAAGAGAAACAAGACGAGGACGAUCAUCGAUAUCAAAUCAGACUGAAACAUCAUGGCCGAAUGAGUACGAAUGUUUGAGACAACAAACUAUGUUUUUCCACCCCACCUCCUCCUGAUAGGCCCUGCCAAAAACGAAAUUUAUUUGAAGCCUCUUUAUAUCACACUGACAGCUCGUCAAGCAUAAAAAAGAAUCAAAGCGAUCGCGGACGAUCACGAUCAGAAGCAGUGUAUUGGAAAUGUAAAUGACCACCGGGACAUCAGCAAAAAGAAAUUAGAAAAGUAUGCUCCCCUUUUUGUGUUCGGGCGGCUGACCCGCGAUCUGGAAGGUUGUAA
Amoebophrya sp. A120 is the source of this 6822-nucleotide messenger RNA. NCBI's taxonomy places the organism in Eukaryota, Dinophyceae, Syndiniales, Amoebophryaceae. The record is from the annotation of a GenBank genome assembly.